[Candida] anglica is the source of this 364-nucleotide messenger RNA. The record is from the annotation of a GenBank genome assembly. Lineage: Eukaryota; Fungi; Ascomycota; Pichiomycetes; Serinales; Debaryomycetaceae.
UACAAGCCCUUUAUCCCACCCCAAUCAAGAAUGGCCCCAACUCCUCUUCAAAUCAAGGUUAACUCCUUGAAAAGACUCAUCAAAGAAGAAACUUUGUACAAACAAGAAGUCACAGAUCAAGAAAAAUACGUUGAACAAAUGAAAUCUAAAGAUGCUGACGAAUACGAAUUAAAGAAACAAGUCCAAGUCCUCGAAGAAUCCCAAAGAAUGGUCCCCGAGUUAACUAGAAAGAUUAAAGAGCAUAAAGAGGCUUUGGUCCUGUUCUUGGAUACAUACACCGGUGAUGAAGAUGUCUCUGUGGCCAAGAGUUUGAUCCAAUAAAUAAUUAAGAUUAUUACGUAAUAUACAUGAUUUGAUAUCACUA